Messenger RNA from Syzygium oleosum, 2121 nucleotides. RefSeq lists its product as uncharacterized. Bases 610 to 1848 code for a protein of 412 amino acids. Lineage: Eukaryota; Viridiplantae; Streptophyta; Magnoliopsida; Myrtales; Myrtaceae. The record is from RefSeq and is a predicted model, not a curated record. The transcript has a single exon.
AGACCCCACAAGCCCUUUGUGUGGAGGAUCGAUUGAUCUCAUCUUAGUGGAAAACGUUGGUUGCAACCUCCUCCUCCUCCUCUUCUCUCUCUUUCUUUCCCUUUCUUUCUUUUAGAGCCGAAACAAAAAGGUUAAAUAAACUUUCCCUUUUAUCUUUCUCGCUCUUUCUCUCUGAAACCCUAGUUCAGCUCCAGAGGAAGAAGAGCCCAGAAAGAAUAUCAACACGGUCACGCACCGCUUGACGUAUCUUGGGUCUCUUCUCCCUUCUUUCCACCGGCAAGAAAGAUCUACCCAUUUUCGUUUACCAUCUGCACUUGGUUGUCCAUUCUAUCUCCAGCUCAAAAAGAAGUCAGCCACAGAGAGAGAGAGAGAGAGAGAGAGAGAGAGAGAGAGAGAGAGAGAGAGAGGGAGGGAGGGAGAAGUGUAGAUCAAGGCAGUUAGAAGCUAUAGCUUUAUGGGUUCUUUUGCUCCGUCUCCAUUGAAGUUAGCAAGCAGAUCAGCAUCUCUUUUCUUUGGUCAGCAGUUGCUUUUGCAGGGUCAACUCUUCUGGUAAGCUCUCUCUAGCUCUCUCUCUCUCUCCCUUCUCUCUUCUCUCUCGCUCUCUCUGCUAUGGAUUCUGGUAACAGUGGGAGCAUGCAAUCUUCGAGCGGCGGAGACGAAGAUUACGAUGACUCGAAGGCUGAAUCGUCCCCGCCGGUUUUAUUAAAUUCUCCUCCAGCUCAUACCAACAAUAUAGGCUCCUUCUCUAGUUCACACUCUCCAUUUCCCUAUUUCCACCAAAACAACCACCUACCCUCUUUAUAUGAUUCUACUUCCACUUUUGUUCCCACCUACACUCACCCAAACCCAAAUCUCGCCACCGCCCAUUUCGAUCUCGGCAUGUUCCGAGCGGACCCGAGAUCCGACACUGUGCCCGGACCCUCCUCGUCCAGCCAAGGCAUGUUGCUUGUACAAGGGGCAAGCCAAGGACAGCCAUACCCAACUUCAUCAUCAUCCUCGUCUCUACAAGCGCAAUUAGUCCAUGAAGCGCCGCAGCUCGCGCGGGAUGAUCGGGCCAAGGCCGCAAGGAACCCCCGGAAGAGGACUCGAGCAUCGAGGCGCGCCCCGACCACUGUCCUCACCACCGACACCACGAACUUCCGGGCAAUGGUGCAAGAGUUCACCGGGUUCCCCGCCCCGCCCUUCUCGGGCCCCCGCAAGCUCGACCUCUUCGGCGGUGCCAGCUCAAUUGGCCCGCUUUUCCAUCCUCUCCGCCCCUCGGCUCAGAAGCUUGACGCCAACAUGGUCAGCAACACGAUUAGCCACCUCACCACUUCAAUAGCAAACAAUUUCCGAAACACUGGUUGCCACAGCGUCCCUCCAUCCGCUUUCCAAUUGAACCCACAAAAACAGCCUCAAAACCCUCUCACCCUGCAAAACAACGUCCUCACAUUCCCUUCUCUCACACAUGACCCUCUUGGUGCGCCAACUAUACUACCGGGUUUCGGCUUGAAUUCUCAAGGAAACAUGGGAAGAGCAGUAAAUUCUUCGGAUAAGGAACUCGCCAUGAGCCCCGCAAACUUCAACCCCAACUGGCAGGACGGCCUUGCGAGCCACGAGAACACGGCGAGGACGAACGAGGGUGGUUGGAGAGAAGGAGGCAGGUCGAAUGGAGGGAAGGAAUUGGAGCAGUUGAGGCCCUUCAACGAGACCAACUAUGGGAACUCAUCACAGAGCUUCAAUGGGUGCAAGCUCAAUUAUUCAGCUUCUUCUUCGUCAGAGUUUCACAAUGACAAGAGCCUGGACAACAGCAAUGUCUCUGCAAGAGGUGAAGGAAGGGUCGAUUACUGGAUUAGUCCCACUGAUUAGGCCUCCACAUAGAACUCGAGAAAGGUAAUAUUAUUUAGCGAAUGAUGACUGAUGAGAAUGAUGCACCGAGUCCAGAAAUGGAGGGGGAUGAAUUACAAAUAUUGUUCUCAUGAUGAGGAUUCGGUGAUAGUGACUGUAAUGAUGAGGCCAAGAUUGUUUUUCUGAGCCGUGUUCCUGUUUACAUCAAACAGUAUCUCUCUUCCUAGUUUUCUGUAUAUUCGUUUUUGGGGUCUCUCUCUAGAAAUAAGAACGUUAUCACACAAUUUCAGCCAA